Molecule: messenger RNA, 1490 nt
Organism: Pomacea canaliculata
Lineage: Eukaryota; Metazoa; Mollusca; Gastropoda; Architaenioglossa; Ampullariidae
Product: surfeit locus protein 1-like
Exons: 9
Coding region: 177-1058 (293 amino acids)
Biological process (GO): mitochondrial respiratory chain complex IV assembly
Cellular component (GO): membrane; mitochondrion
Source: RefSeq, a predicted model, not a curated record
CAAAGUAUUUGCUAGCUUAUUGUGUAUGUCUACGCUACUGAAGUUGAUAUCAAGUUUUCCCGAAAGCGAAAGUCCUCGGCAGGGGAGGCUAUUCUCAGGCUUCUGCUAAGGGAAGCCAUCCUCAAGCAAUUGGCUGCUGCGAGAGAAUCACGACCCUGACGAGUAAAGACCUAUCAAUGCAGUCAUUCACAAAGGCUUCAAAAUGCUUUCAGAUGCUCAUUUCCCAGUCAUUCUUUCAGAGGUAUAUAAGAGAAAUAAAGACACAGACACCAAGACUAGAAAAGGCUUUGAAGAAGAAAAGGUUUUUUGGUGAAAGCGGCUUUGUUCUUCUGGUUGUUCCAAUUACUACAUUUUGCCUGGGUACAUGGCAAGUCAAGCGACGAAAAUGGAAGAUUGAGUUGAUAAAGUCACUAGAAGAGAAGACACAGUCUCCUCCUGUAGAACUUCCACUAAGCCUUGAAGAAAUCUCAGAAAUGGAGUACCGUCCAGUCAUAGUGCGUGGAGAGUUUGACCAUUCAAGGGAGAUGAAGAUUGGGCCUCGAAGUAACUUGCUGAAGGAAGGAGGGGGUUUGCUGACAACAGGAACUGGUGGAGGUUUCCACAUUAUCACGCCAUUCAAGCUGGCUGAUAGAGAACAAACAAUUUUAGUUAACAGAGGAUGGGUACGUGGUGAUCAUGCUGAUCCAAGGACAAGACGAGAAGGUCAGGUGCAAGGGGAGGUAGAGAUUGGUGGUAUUGUGCGCUUAGAAGAAAAGCGGUAUCCAAUGACACCUAAAGGAAACUUCAGAGAGACAGGUUACUGGCUGUACAGGGAUUUGGAAAAGAUGGCCAAAACAGCAGGCACAGAACCCAUCUUUAUUGAUCAGGAUUUGCGUACUAGUAUACCUGGAGGACCAUUGGGGGGACAGACUCGAAUCAGUCUGAGAAAUGAGCAUUUUUCCUACAUCAUCACAUGGUAUACUUUGUCCUUGAUAACAUUUGUAAUGUGGUACCGCCGGUACAUACGACCACCGCCACCUAGUACUGCAUUUGACUACAUUAGAAAAUCCUUGAAAUGAUGGAAUUGAGAAAAUGUGCUGUUCUGCGUCGAGUUAUGGAUGUGUAUAGGUGCAGGUGGAUUGCUGUCUGUCUGCCAAGACCAAUGCAUAACCUCUUGUGAAGCACUCCGCUGUUAGUCUUGAUGAGCCUAAACAAAGAAUGUAAUUAAACUGGAAGCUUUAUAAUAGGAUGCCUCGUUUUAGUAGUUAAAUGGAAAAAAUUGUCUGCCAGCAGUCCAGUUAUACAAGUUUGUGGAGUCAUAGUGCACACCUGUGCACACACACACACUCCCCACUACCACCACCAAAUUCUUGAGUGAUUAAACUGCAGCAGUGAAUACUAAUACCUUAUAACUAUAGAAAGGACACUAAAGAAAACUAAAAGAAUGUAAAAACAGUUGAAAUUGCUGUGCGAUUGUGGUAAUUCAUGCAAUAUAAAAUAACUUUUGAAAA